This is a messenger RNA of Rhipicephalus microplus (southern cattle tick), 957 nucleotides long. RefSeq names its product carboxypeptidase inhibitor SmCI. The record is from RefSeq and is a predicted model, not a curated record. Gene Ontology annotation, molecular function: serine-type endopeptidase inhibitor activity. Lineage: Eukaryota; Metazoa; Arthropoda; Arachnida; Ixodida; Ixodidae.
AGGAAAGAUGAAAAUUUCCAUGCAUGUACCUUGUUUUGUGUUGCUCGGGCUGAACGCGGUUGUGAGCUCCUCAAAAAAUGACCAACGAUGUUUUACAGAACAGAAAAGCGUAAACUACUUCCUAUGCUUUAGGCCAACGUGGCAAUUCGAUGACAAGUCUCGAACGUGUGAACGAACCUGCGAUGGAAAAGGGCCCUUCACGUCACCGGACGAAUGCGAUGGACGCUGCCGCAGUGUGGCAGUAUGCGAUGCUCCACGUCCCUUGUCGUCCUGUUUAAAAGUUGCAGCUCAUGCAGUAUUUUACUAUGACCCGAAGACGAGAAAAUGCUUGCGAGGAGAACAGUGCGCGUAUCUGGGCAAUAACUUUCCGACUAUGGCGGAGUGCCAAGAAACAUGCAUAAAACGUCGACAGUUUCAGCUCAUACGCAACCGGUGCCGUGUCCACCCGGACCACGGUCGUUACUGCCUUCUGCCGAACCGGCAUGGAUCAGCCCGAUUCUAUUACGACCCUUACCACGGUCGCUGCUACGGAUUUUGGUACUAUGGCUGUGGGGGCAACCGCAACAACUUCGCGACAAUCCAAGACUGCCUUCAGCGCUGCGCACCGCGCGGAAAAGGUCCCACAGUCGACGACACAGAAGUAGGAACAGGCGUUGUGUUCGAAGGGUGAAAGUUUCAACUUUUCAAUCAGGGCCACAGAAGCGAUGUGGGCCUCCAGUGUGGACCAUCUGGACGACCUUGCACUACCAUCGCUCAUCUGGGCCAGAACCUUGAGCAACCACAUUCAGCACUGACUCACGUCACACCAUGUCUGAGUGACGUAUUACUGUGCGUUCAGAACGUAUUUAUGAAGAACUAUAGAUAAAAAUGUGUUUAAUACAGUUUGGUGGGGCGUUUUUACGGCCCGUUAUCUGAUUUCAUGGCGAUAAUGCUCAUUAAACCAAUUUCUGAAGUGCA